CAGUCUACCGCCCGUGUGAGGGACGUGCGGGGUCCUCAUCAUGCAUCCCACUGCGCAUGAAACGCUGAGUUCCCUGCAGUUCUCCAAGAUUCCAGGGAGAUAAUUCUUUGUUUGGUAUGCAUAUUUUCAUUAGUGGGCCUGCAUUGAUUGGCAAGUGAUCCAGGAAUUUCACUGAACAUGUUCCUGCCGGAGUAUCUUGAAUAUGCCGAGCGUAUCCGCAAGACCCUUUACUAUGGGCGGCUGCCAUCCACUGACCGCCCAUCUUUACCCUUCACAAGCAUGUCAGUGGAAAAGUUCAGUGAGAUAUGCCGCCAGGAUGGACUAGAGAAGCUGGACACACGUUAUGCCUCCUCGGUGUGUUAUGAUGCAUGUGUCACCCCUUGCUCCCUCAUUGUGGCAUUACUCUACCUGGACCGUCUGCGCACUCAGAACCCUGAUUACCUGGCCAACACCUCUCCCUCACAGGUGUUCCUAGUGGCAACGAUGGUUGCCAGCAAGUACCUGUAUGAUGAUGGUGAGGAAGAUGAGGUGUUUAAUGACGAGUGGGCCACCUCAGCCGCCUUGUCCCUGGCCGACCUCAAUCAGGCAGAGCGGGAGUUCCUUAUUGCCAUUGACUGGAACCUCUUUGUUGAUGCUGAUGCUUUCCUGAGUGUGUUUGAACGAGUAGAAGCUGAGGUGUCUUGGCGUGAAGGUGUGAAGAGAGGCUACUUCACCUAUACAGAUUUGCUGUCUCUCACCCAGACUCUGCCUUCAUCCUCUUGCACCACUGUUUUGAAUCUGUUGAACCAAGUGUUGGCUGUUUGCAUCGUUGGCUACACAGCUGCUAUGGUGAGUGUGGUUGCUGGCACUGUCUUGGCCCAGGAAUGCAGUCAGCAGAUCAACACAAUGAUGCAACACCUCACCUCCCUUGAUGCUACCUCAGUGCCCAACAACACUCUUGCACCUUGCCCCGAGGAGCCCCUGGCAGAGUCUCUCCCCAGCAUCAUUGUCGACUCCCUCCACUCCUUGGCAGAUGCCAAUGAGAGCCUUGUGCAGGACAGCGAUAACAGUAUUCCAAACCUUCCCGGCCUGCCUUCUCGUGCCCUCACCACCCUCACUACCUCCAUCCUGUUGGCCAUGUCUUCCCCCAGCAGUACCCUUGAGCCCCAUCACUGGAAGGGCCGGUCACAUCAUCCAUCUCCCCAGGGCCAAGUCAGGCAGGAGAGACAUUCCAAGGAGCUUGGGGGGGAGGGGAAGGAGGUGGAGUGUGACCCUGCAGGCAUACACUUGCCCUUCACCACUGGAUCGUAUUGGCUUCCCUCAAGCUAUAUCUGCAGAUCAGGCCACAUUAUGAGUCACUUCUCCCUGGACUCCAUCAACUUUGACCUUGGACCAAAAGAUGAACUUGUCAAUGGACAGAAGGAGGACUGGGUGUACUCCAAUCCAUGGGUCAUCCCUUGGUUGUCAUGGCAUGGUGCUCCAGUGUACAGCAUGAUUCAGAACUUCUCUGGAAUUGGAGCUCCAAAUCUGCAAAGCUACAAGAGGAAUGAGAUCAGUUGGGUGGAUCAAUUGGCCUUGAUGUCUACCUCACUGAUAGAUCUGGUAUCAGAACUGACUCCUGGCACAAUUAGCUUGUCAUUGCCCCAAACACCCAUGCUCUCUGCUGCUGCUGCUUCUGUGGCUCAUUCUGGUCCAGAACCUGUGCCUUGGGUGAUGUAAUAUCUUGAGAAGAUUAUAGGGUGCCAAGACUUGCUGAAAAAAGUGAACAGCCAUUAGUAAGAGUUCCAAGAUACAUUAUUAUAGCAACCAGUAACCUUCUUGUCACUGCACAAAGACUUUUAUCUUUGUGAAUGUUUUAUGGCUUCUGAGGUAGAUGGGAUACCUGUUUGGCUGAAACUUUUGUAUGAUGAUAGAUUUGUCCUGAAACUCAGUAUUGUAAGGUUUCUCCAAGCUGUGUUUUACCAACACAGCUUGGUGGGCUUCUUGGGAUGCUGUUUAUUGCCACAGUGUGUCCUUCCAUUUGGCUGUCCCACAGUCUUGGUUCUGUUUGAAUAAGAUGUUACCAUUUGGAGGGAUAUGUUAAAUUUUGUUAUCCUGGAUGUGAGCAAUUUAGGUGGUGGUCAUUCAAAAUGGUGUUUAUUGAUCUUUUGGAAAAUGGAAUAUUGGUGAAACACACAUUUUAAUAACCAUGUAUAUAUAAAAAUACUAAAUGCAGCCCUGAGGUGAUAUGUUGAUUACUAACAAUGGAUUUAACAAUGUUAGAUAAUAACUUCAUGUACCCAUCACAUAUCAACUGCUGUUAACAGAAUAAUUAUAUAGAUUAGCAGGUUCAGUGUAACCUUGUUGGUCAGACUGCUUAUUGGAUUGAUCAUCAGCUUUCCAUCUACCUUAAAAAAAAGAGGCCAGUAGUGAUAUACAAGUGAUAAAAAAAGGAUGCACGAUUAUUUGUUACCUACAAGAAGGUUACAAGGUACUCGUAAAGUACCUUGGACUCCAGCUGCAGGCUGUCUUGCUCAGGUGUAAGAUGAGCAUGCCAAGAGGAGGCGUAUUAGUUGGACCUUCAGGAAAUAAAAUUCUAGAGGAUGUUACCAUUUUAAGAUCAUAUUGAACCUGUUAAUGUUCUUUACCUACUGAUGUAUUUUGAAUAACAAAAGUAUUCAGUUACACAUAAGUGACCAUUUUUGUUAACUACAGAAAUGCUAAUAAACUAAUCACCUUA
Molecule: messenger RNA, 2698 nt
Organism: Scylla paramamosain (green mud crab)
Lineage: Eukaryota; Metazoa; Arthropoda; Malacostraca; Decapoda; Portunidae
Product: protein CNPPD1-like
Exons: 8
Coding region: 178-1698 (506 amino acids)
Biological process (GO): regulation of cyclin-dependent protein serine/threonine kinase activity
Cellular component (GO): cyclin-dependent protein kinase holoenzyme complex; nucleus
Molecular function (GO): protein kinase binding; cyclin-dependent protein serine/threonine kinase regulator activity
Source: RefSeq, a predicted model, not a curated record